GGCGGGUGAACUCAGUGGCUGCGCCGCGCCCUCUGCUCCGCCGCGCGCCGCCGGGUCGUUAACAGCUAGGACAAGCGGCUCUGAGGCCGGCGGCGCGGCCCUGCAGUACUUCGCCCCAACCAGGAUCUGAAAGCAGCGGCGAUGUCGAUCUUCACCCCCACCAACCAGAUCCGCCUGACCAAUGUGGCGGUGGUACGGAUGAAACGCGGCGGGAAGCGCUUCGAAAUCGCCUGCUACAAGAACAAGGUUGUCGGCUGGCGGAGCGGCGUGGAAAAAGACCUUGACGAAGUUCUUCAGACCCACUCAGUGUUUGUAAAUGUUUCUAAAGGCCAGGUUGCAAAGAAGGAAGAUCUCAUCAGUGCAUUUGGAACAGAUGACCAGACUGAAAUCUGUAAGCAGAUUUUGACUAAAGGAGAGGUUCAAGUAUCUGAUAAAGAACGGCACACACAGCUGGAGCAGAUGUUUAGAGACAUUGCAACAAUUGUGGCCGAUAAAUGUGUGAACCCAGAAACAAAAAGACCAUACACUGUUAUCCUUAUCGAGAGAGCCAUGAAGGACAUCCACUAUUCAGUCAAAACCAACAGGAGUACCAAACAGCAGGCUUUAGAAGUGAUAAAGCAGUUAAAGGAGAACAUGAAAAUAGAACGUGCUCACAUGAGACUUCGGUUCAUUCUUCCAAUGAAUGAAGGGAAAAAAUUGAAAGAAAAGCUGAAGCCACUGAUCAAGGUUAUAGAAAGUGAAGACUACAACCAACAGUUAGAAAUUGUGUGUCUGAUUGACCCAGGCUGCUUCAGAGAAAUAGAUGAAUUAAUAAAAAAGGAGACAAAAGGCAAAGGUUCUUUGGAAGUGCUCAGUUUGAAAGAUGUGGAAGAAGGAGAUGAAAAACUUGAAUGACAUUGAUCAGUCUCAUCAGCUUUAAAACACUAAAGCAUUUUCAUUUCCACAAUCCUCUUUUUUUCCAUGGUCUGCCAAAUAUUUGCUCAAACUAACAUUUUCCGUCUUUGUGUUAAAGGUAAAAAGGUGUUGUAAAUAAGUAUUAUGAUGUGGUAGUUUGGUUGUAUUUAUGAAUUGGGGUUCUAGGCAAAAAUGAAAAAUUCAAGAUAUAAAGUCCAGAGGAGCAUUUUGCUGCUGUCCUAUGCCUUUGUAGCUUUCCAUGGUGAAAGGUACCUCAGGCAACUCUUGUGUAUAAAAAGUUAAGUUUGGUAGAUCAUAUUAAGGUUAAUUUGGGGAGGGGAGGACAUGUCUGUGUGACAAAAGGGAGUAUUUGCUGGAAAAGAAAACUAUGUCUUAUAUCUACUUAAUGAAAGUUGUUUAUACAGUAACUAUCGUGGCCUAAUAAUAGAAAGCUUGGAUGAGGAUGUCCUUAUUAUCUAAAAAAUAGAUAUAUAAAUACUGGGCAGGACUUAGUAAUUUUCAUUGAAUAUGCUGCCAUAACCUAGAUUGUUCUCAAUAAAAAAAUAAAGUCAUUUGUUUCUAAUUCCCAAAAUUUAUAAUAUAUAUAUUAAUAUAGCCGAAGUUAUAUGUAAUCAAUAAAACCACUCUUUAUUUUUAUUAAACUCUUACUUGUUUCUACACA
Molecule: messenger RNA, 1576 nt
Organism: Talpa occidentalis (Iberian mole)
Lineage: Eukaryota; Metazoa; Chordata; Mammalia; Eulipotyphla; Talpidae
Gene: SBDS
Product: SBDS ribosome maturation factor
Exons: 5
Coding region: 142-894 (250 amino acids)
Biological process (GO): cytosolic ribosome assembly; ribosome biogenesis
Source: RefSeq, a predicted model, not a curated record